Molecule: messenger RNA, 699 nt
Organism: Yarrowia lipolytica CLIB122
Lineage: Eukaryota; Fungi; Ascomycota; Dipodascomycetes; Dipodascales
Source: RefSeq, a predicted model, not a curated record
AUGUCUACCAUCCAUUCACGAGUUGCCAUACAUAUGGCGCAGUUCGAUCCGUCUCAUGACAUGAAUCACGUGGAUCGAGUUGUUCGGUUGGCCAAAGUCCUGGGUCGCAAAGUAGCCCAGAGCCAGACGGUCGAUCUCCAGGUUGUCGAGGUCGCAGCUCUGUUGCACGACGUCAACGACCACAAGUACCAGACCCAAUUGAGCGACGGACAGAGUAUCAUGAUGAGUUGUCUUUCGGACUCGGGUCUAUCGCCAGAGCAGCAAGAUCUGGUGCUCAAGAUUGCCACCAACAUGAGCUAUUCGACCGAAAAAAAGCUGCGAAAGACCGGUGAAUGGGGCCAGUGGCACGACGAAUGUGUGGAGUUACAUGUGGUCCAAGAUGCGGAUAGAUUGGAUGCCAUUGGAGCCAUUGGAAUUCUACGAGUGGCUGCUUACUCUGGAGCUAAGGACAGACCGUUGGUUCUUACUACAGAUGAUGAGGGAGAAGACGCCAUGAUGCAUUUUGACGAAAAGCUGUUGCAUUUACACAAGACCAUGAAAACGGGGCCUGGAAAAGACCUGGCUGUGAAGAGAACCAAGAUCAUGAAUGAACUGGUGCAGCAGAUGUACGACGAGGUGACCUUGGCCGAUCUGGAAGAGGAGAAUCCCGAGAUGUGCGCCAUUGGUGUGCUGAUGAAGGAGAGAUGGUUUAAGCAGUAG